This is a messenger RNA of Talaromyces atroroseus, 1158 nucleotides long. RefSeq lists its product as hypothetical. The transcript has 3 exons. NCBI's taxonomy places the organism in Eukaryota, Fungi, Ascomycota, Eurotiomycetes, Eurotiales, Trichocomaceae. The coding region runs from base 1 to 1158 and encodes 385 amino acids. The record is from RefSeq and is a predicted model, not a curated record. Gene Ontology annotation, biological process: transmembrane transport. Gene Ontology annotation, molecular function: water channel activity. Gene Ontology annotation, cellular component: plasma membrane.
AUGGGGAUUCUCAGCGUGCCAUCACGGAGAUCUGUUCAAACAGAUGAGGGCCUAUCACGCAUCUCGGCAAAUCGCCGUUCUGUGCAGCUACCCAUGCUGAACCUGGCGGAUACUGGUCGCAAUAAUCUGAUUGCCGUAAUCGGAGAGUUUGUUGGCACUUUUCUCUUCCUCUUCUGGUCUUUUGCCGGCACUCAGAUCUCCAAUACCCCCAUGCCACCACCUGGCUCGGACCCGAAUCCGUCCGCACUGUUGUAUGCAGCGCUGGCAUUUGGGUUCUCCUUAACCGUGAAUGUCUGGGCUUUCUAUCGAGUUACAGGAGGCCUCUUCAAUCCCUCGGUCACUAUGGCGCUAUUUCUCGUUGGAGGUCUCCCUGUAAUACGCAGCGUCUUAAUUGUAAUCGCUCAAAUCAUUGCAGGGAUAUGCGCUGCGGCUGUGGUAUCUGCCCUGUUUCCUGGUCCUCUUAAUGUUGCAACCACGCUUGGUGGAGGCGCAAACACCGCGCAGGGUCUCUUCAUUGAGAUGUUCCUUACUGCACAGCUUGUGUUUGUCAUUAUCAUGCUUGCAGUUGUCAAGCAUAAGUCCACUUAUCUGGCCCCGGUGGGAAUUGGAUUGACGUUCUUCCUGACCGAACUCUGCGGUAUUUACUACACCGGCGGUUCACUAAACUUUGCCCGCUCACUUGGACCAGCCAUUGUCAACCACAGCUUUCCGCACUAUUUCUGGAUUUACUUCCUCGGCCCACUUCUUGGUUCUGGUCUGGCAUCCGGCUUUUAUUACUUCCUGAACAGAAUGCGCUAUGAAACCUGUAACCCUGGUCAAGACGCCGAUAGUGUCGAAGUCCCCGAGAAAGAGGUUUCUCCAUCUCUUGGCGGGGGUGAUCCUGUUGGGGGUGCUAUUGGAACUGGAACUGUUGAUGGAACAGGUCGUGUGCAUGGACAUCAGAGAAACAUCUCUGAGGCUACUGCUGUGAGCCCUGACUAUACAGGUACAACAACUGGGGCGCCUCAAAAGGGGUCAGUAUUUUCAUCGCCAACAGGCCACACAGCGGACCCAUCCCCAUAUCAAAAUGCGGCUGAGUCUGCAUAUGACCCUGUAAACCAGCGUGGGACACUGGGUGCUGAGAGUGAUAGAGGAACUGGACAAUUGAACCAAUUUUAG